Messenger RNA from Saccostrea cuccullata (small rock oyster), 592 nucleotides. RefSeq names its product phospholipase A1-like. The annotation marks the transcript as partial. Gene Ontology annotation, biological process: lipid catabolic process. Gene Ontology annotation, molecular function: lipase activity. The transcript has 3 exons. The record is from RefSeq and is a predicted model, not a curated record. NCBI's taxonomy places the organism in Eukaryota, Metazoa, Mollusca, Bivalvia, Ostreida, Ostreidae.
UCAAUAAUUAUUUGAAUUUUUACUAUAUAGGAUUGGACCCAGCAAGUCCCUUGUUUGAAAACUCUACGUUUGCAAUUAACAAAGGAAGUGCCCAGUUUGUGGACAUCAUCCAUACAGACGCUAGACCUUUUGGUUAUGGAAUGAGAAGACCAUGUGGCCAUCUGGACAUCUACGUCAAUGGCGGAAGGCGGCAACCAGGGUGCACCUAUAACCCGAAAAAACCCGUCAGGAUCCAUAAGCUUAAAAAGGCGACUUUUGGAAAAGCCUGUGGACAUCUAAAAGCAGUGGCGUACUACGUAGAAUCUAUUAGAGACAACUGUAAGUUAAGAGCCUGUGAAUGUACCUUUAAGAAAUUUCUGGCAUCCAAAUGUAGCCGUACCAAGUGUGUGUUCUGGGGGUACGACACCACUAAAGGCGCCAAGGGAACAUACUACGGUGUAACCGCCACAGCCUUCCCGUACUGUAGAACUGAUGGUUCUGAGUAAGCUAUGUGGAAAACCAGAACAUUCGUACCAGAUGUUUGAGAUGUUUCUUUUUCAUUAGUAUCAUAUCAAUGUUUUCUCCCAAAUAAAGUUCUUUUUCUUGCAUCAGA